Molecule: messenger RNA, 4371 nt
Organism: Mesorhabditis belari
Lineage: Eukaryota; Metazoa; Nematoda; Chromadorea; Rhabditida; Rhabditidae
Source: the annotation of a GenBank genome assembly
AUGACGUUGCUAGAUCAGCUCAUUGGUGGACGAUCGCGACGAAGGCGGCGCUCUACCACUCUGCUUUCCAUAUUUAUUCUAGCUCUAAUUUUUGAUCAGGUAUCAUGUUUCACAGAAGUGCGCUGUCCGAAGCUCGACAUCCGAAAUUCCCCACGUCGAGUCUUCGACCAGAGCGAGCGAGUGACGGAUCUCGCGAUGCUCAAGAAUUGUACAAUCAUCGAGGGUUCUCUCUCAAUCACGAUGAUCAGCUCAAACACGACAAUGAAUGAUUUCGUCGUCUUUGAGAAUCUCCGUGAGAUCACCGGCUAUCUACUCAUCUUUCAAGUCGGUGCCCUUCGCACGUUGAGUCGAAUCUUCCCAAAAUUGCGAGUGAUCGGCGGAAAUGAGCUUAUUAUGAGCUACUCGUUGAUCAUCUUCCAGAACGAUGAUCUCAUUGAAGUGAACUUGCCGAGUUUGACGACAAUUAGGAAUGGAGGAGUACGGAUCACGGAGAAUUCGCAUCUAUGUUUUGUGAAGACGAUCGAUUGGAAAUCGAUUGUGGUAGGGUCGAUCAAUGACAUUCUCGUCGAAGAUUACGCAUCGAUGCCCACCGCGAAUAAAGAAGACGCUUGCAACGAGUACUGCGAUCCGGUUGAUGUCGAUGAGGGUAUUUGCCAUAAGAUAAAUGAUGGAAACGCUUGUUGGAAUGCGACCACAUGCCAAAGGAGCUGUAAAUAUUCCCUGGCACAAAACGGAAGUGGCCCAGGACCUGGAUGCUCGGAUCAAGACUGGUCACAGUGUCAUCCACAAUGCAUCGGCGGUUGCUCUCGAGCCAACGACUCAGCUGCCUGUUAUUCAUGUUUUCAUGUGGUCCAUGAUAACAAAUGCAUUGACGCCUGUCCGCCGGAUCUCUUCACCUUCCUCAAACGACGGUGUAUCACUGAAGCCGCUUGUCGCAGCGUCUCGGCUCGUCAUAAAGCAAUCCAUGGUAAAUGCGUGCCUAAAUGCCCGGAUGGAUAUCAAGAAGAUUCAAAAGACCCACACCUUUGUCAAAAGUGCAAAGAAAGUUGCCCGAGGAGGUGUGAUGGAAAGACCGUUGAUUCUAUGGGACAGGCUUUGAGCUUAAAAGAUUGUUCGAUUGUCACCGGCAAUUUGGAGAUCGAGUUAAAGAGUGGAAUGGAUUCUGAGAAACCUGAGAAAUUGGCUGAAGCUUUUGGAAAGAUUGAAGUGAUCGAGGGUUAUUUGAUCGUUCGCUUCUCCCCAACUUUCAUCAGUCUUCACAUGUUCAAAAGUCUCAAUCGAAUCGUUGGCAAGAAUCUUUUCAGAAACAAAUAUUCUCUAAUCGUUUUUGAUAAUCAAAGUCUUCGCCAGUUAUUCAAUCCUGGUCAAAAUAUCACCAUUGAGAAGGGGAAAUUCCAGAUUCAAAACAAUCGAAUGCUGUGUUUCAAUCGGAUUCACGAUUUCAUGAAAGCUGUCGGAAAAGAGAGCGAAAUGGACAAUGAUGAUCAAAGUCCGGACACGAAUGGAGAAAGAGCAAUUUGCGAAGAAUCGAGCUUGGAAGUGACCGUGACCGAGGUGCUGCACAACGGUUUCAUCAUUCAAUGGAAUCCUCUGAAUGACAGCGAUUCUGACUAUCGCAAAUUCCUUGGAUAUCAAGUUUUCUACAAGGAGGUUCACAGUGUUGAUCACAAUAUGUCAAUUGAUGAUGACCGAUCGGCUUGUUCCGAUUCAUGGGUUAUGCAUUUUGAGCCCGAAAAGGAAGAUGUCACAACUUCAAAGACAAGGGGAGCGAUCAUUGUCUCGACGUUGAUCAAAGCCAAUACAAUCUAUGCUUUCUACGUGCAAACGAGAAUUGUGAAACAUGAUGGAGCGAGAAAUUCCGUGUCAAAGAUCGGCUUUCUCACCACCAAAUAUGCGACACCAAAUGAGCCGAAGUUCGAGAAAGCAAAGGCACUUUCAUCUGACUCGAUUGAGAUUGAAUGGGAUGAGCCCACGAUGCCGAACGGAGAGAUCACUCAUUACAUCAUCACAUGGGUACGCGAACGCGAUGAAGCGAUCACCGGACACGCUUGUGAUCGGGGACACUCUCAUGCCGCGAAACCCGAACAACCAUCUGCCACUGCAUCGGUGAUGGCCACGUUUUUACCGAAAAAAGAAGAUCAAGGCACUUGCUCAAAGGUACCCGGUUGCUGUCAGUGCGAUGUGCCUCCAUCGGCAUCGACAAAUCCACUUUCACUUGAGAACGACGAGAAGAUCUCACUAAAGGCGCACUUCGAGAACGAGAUUCAGAAUGUGGUCUUCGUGCAAUCCAGUCGCCGAAGAAAGAGAUCGAUUGACGAGGGGCCGACGGGAAAAGAUGACAAAGUGGGUAAAACGGUGAAAGACGGAAAAGAGAAACCUGGUCAAGCUGCAGGGAAAAGUCAAACUCAGCCUCAAAAGUCUAAACGUCCGCCAGUAUUGCUUGCGCCGAGCCCCUCACAAGAGGCUUCUCCCAGUUGGGAUUACAUUAUUCGAUCGAAAAAUGUCACCGGCACAAGAUUCAAGAUUGAUAAUCUUACCCAUUAUGGAAACUAUCGGAUCACGAUUGCUGCUUGUCAAAAUGUGAGCGUUCCCGAGAACUCGUGCACCCUACGACCAUCAUGGAAAAAUGUUCGAACAACUCCGAUUCCUGAAUACGAUUUGGUGAAAAACGACACGAUUCUCGUUGAAGUGAUUAAUGGAACAACGAACGAUGUGAAAGUAAAAUGGGAUGAGCCGGUUGAUCCAAAUGGCCUAAUCCUUGGAUACAGGAUUCGUUUAGAGAAUCAACUACAAAAUGCGCACGCUUUCGAUCAAUGCAUGAAUCGAUCGCAGUACAACGAGAGCGGCGGCGGGUGGUUGUUUCCGGGUUUACCCGAUGGAACUUAUAAGAUCGAGAUCCGAACCGUGUCACUGGCUGGCGUUUCACAACCGUCUUCACCGAAAGCAAUGGUUGAGGUCUCCGCCCCAUCGUGGUUCACUUGGAAGCGAUUACUCAUCGGCUUAUUCAUUCUCAUCAUUCUCAUUGCAGUAGGAACUUUGGGAAUCUGGUUGAUCAUGAAGAGAUAUUAUGGAAAACAGUUUGGUGAAUUCGUGCGACAAAUCUCCGCAAAUCCGGAAUAUCUUUCUCAGCUGGAAGUCUAUAAACAAGAUGCCUGGGAGUUGCGAAGAGAGGACUUGGAUAUGGAAGAAGAGAUUGGAAGAGGAACUUUCGGACAAGUCUACCGAGGUUAUGGUCGUCAAAUGAAAUCUUUAUGUGGAGUGGUUUUCGGAGAUUGCGCUAUCAAAACCGUCACCGAGACAGCUUCAGCCUCGGAUCGACUUCAUUUCCUGCUCGAAGCGUCGGUGAUGAAGCAGUUCAACACAAACUUUAUCGUCAAGCUUUAUGGAGUUGUCUCCGAUGGGCAACCGGUGUUGGUGGUGAUGGAAAUGAUGUCAAAGGGAAAUCUGAGAGAUUUUCUGCGUUCACGAAGACCGGAUGCUGAAGAGAACACUGAUGAUUUGCCAGUGCCGACGGAGACUCAAUACUUUGAGUGGGCCUCGCAGAUUGCUGAUGGAAUGGCCUACCUUGAGGGUCUCAAAUUCUGUCAUAGAGAUCUUGCGGCCAGGAAUUGCAUGGUGCAAGGCGAUGAAACGGUGAAGAUCGGAGAUUUCGGAAUGGCUCGCGAUGUCUACUAUCACGAAUAUUAUAAACCAACUGGAAAAAGAUUGAUGCCUGUCAGAUGGAUGGCUCCUGAAUCGUUGAAAGACGGAAAGUUCACUUUGAAGAGCGAUGUUUGGUCCUACGGAAUUGUACUUUAUGAAAUGUUGACCUUGGCUCAGCAACCGUAUCAGGGACUUGCCAACGAUGAGGUUUUCAACUAUAUCGGUGUUUCGCGAAAGAUCUUGGAAAAGCCAAUGGAUUGUCCUGAUUUUUGGUAUGAUCUAAUGGUUUGGUGCUGGCGAUAUGAUCCGAGAGAGCGGCCAUCUUUCCAUCAACUCGUUCACAAUCUCGUCGAUAAAGCCUCCGAUUCGUUUAGAGAAAAAUCGCACGUGAUGAACAGCUCGAUGAUGGGUAACGAUGAUGAGCCACCAUAUGUACCUGAGCCUCGGAAAUAUCGAAAUUCUGAUGGACAAGUGAUGCUAGAAAUGGAGGAGAUGAAUCAAGUUUUUCGAGGAAGUGUCACUGAUGACGAUGAUUUUGAAAAUGAUGUACCCAUUCGACAACACGACUACAUCUCGUCAGAACCCGAUGAAUCGACAAGUCCUGAUGUGAAUGGAGCCUCUUCCCAAUGGUCAUCGGGUCGAGCGGGUCGCAAGAAUCGAGCGAUGGGCGAAUUGCCUGGCCUAAACGAGGGCCACGGGACUCCUUUUUCAAACAACGGGUUAUCCAUC